Schistocerca gregaria is the source of this 1060-nucleotide messenger RNA. RefSeq names its product rho-related protein racB-like. Bases 103 to 699 code for a protein of 198 amino acids. The record is from RefSeq and is a predicted model, not a curated record. The transcript has 6 exons. NCBI's taxonomy places the organism in Eukaryota, Metazoa, Arthropoda, Insecta, Orthoptera, Acrididae. Gene Ontology annotation, molecular function: GTP binding; protein kinase binding; GTPase activity. Gene Ontology annotation, cellular component: cytoskeleton; cytoplasmic vesicle; plasma membrane. Gene Ontology annotation, biological process: establishment or maintenance of cell polarity; cortical cytoskeleton organization; actin filament organization.
AGUUGAUACGGUUUUCAUUUUUCCUUCUGUUUACAUCUACUUGGUUAGUUUCACCUAUAUUUUCAUACGAACUACUCUUUAGGGAAUACUCUUUUAUCAACUAUGGCUAUGCAAAGUGUUAAACUAGUCGUAGUCGGCGACGGCGCUGUCGGUAAAACAUGCCUUCUUAUUGCCUACACAAGUAAUUCCUUUCCCAAGGAAUAUGUUCCUACAGUGUUUGACAAUUAUAAUGCCAACGUCCGAGUAGCCGACAAAACAGUAAGUCUGUCCCUCUGGGAUACUGCUGGUCAGGAGGAUUAUGAUCGACUGAGACCUCUAAGCUAUCCUCAGACCGAUGUAUUUUUGAUCUGCUUUAGUGUUAUUUCUCCUACUUCUUUUUCUAAUGUUCGAACGAAGUGGUGGCCAGAAGUUACUCAUCAUUGUCCCGGUGCAAAAAUCAUUCUGGUUGGCACUAAACUAGAUCUCCGAGAAGACAACGAUAAAUUAGAAUCCCUUAAAGAGAAGGGUCUAUCUCCUGUUACGACUGAGCAAGGAAGGGACAUGGCUAACGAGAUUAAAGCUGUUAACUUUAUGGAAUGUUCUGCAUUAACACAGAAAUGUUUGAAGGAAGUGUUUGAUGAGGCUAUUAGAGCUGUCGUAUUGCCAUCUAGAAACCAAAAAGUAUCAAAACGUGGUCGUGCUGCUUGCAUCCUCUUGUAAUUGGUUUACAUCUACAGGUGAAAAAUGCUUACAUGUACGAUUAGCAGCUAUAUAUUCAAAGAAAAACAUGUGAAAUACUUGAACUAGGAGAGAAAGAGUGAAGCGAGAGGCUGUAUUGAAAUGAUCAUGACUUUAUUUUGUCUAUAGGAAACAGCAACCAGAUAUCUCGCAACCAGUUUUCAUAAAUGUCUAGCAAAUUUUAUUAUUCGACCAAUGACUCUUAAUAUAUAUCUGCCAAAGCGAGUUUUAAAAUUUUUAUCCCCUGUUGGGCUUUUCAUGUUAAUUCUUUCUCUAUUAGCUUGACCAGCUCACAGUGUAUGGGAAAAACUUCAUUUCUAAGCUCGAAGGUGGUUUUAACUAA